UUGCAGUGCACUACCAUGUUUAUGUUGUUUCCAGGUAAUAACAAUGUGAAGGCAGGAGGCAGCACGGUUUCUAGUAUGGAGCUAAACACAAACAAGGCAGGGAUGGAAGGCUUAGACAAAGAGAGGAUCAAUAAAAUCAUCAUGGAAGCCUCCAAAGGUUCAAGGUAUUAUGAGAAUCAGAAGAAGAGAGAGCAGCAGACGACAGAGAGGAUCAACAAAAUGAUGGAGAAACUUUCUCAGUUGACAGAAUCUGAAAAGCAAGCUGCUUUGACUCAGGUUGAUGAAAUGGUGAGAGAUCUGGAGCUGAGUAGAGAUUUGAACCGGACCAUCGUUCAUCUUGACAUGGAUAUGUUCUUUGCUGCUGUUGAGAUGAGAGACAACCCUGAACUAAAAGAGAAACCAAUGGCAGUCGGUGGCAUGCAUAUGUUGUCUACAUCAAACUACAAAGCGAGACGAUUCGGGGUCCGUGCUGCUAUGCCAGGUUUCAUUGCAAAGAAGCUAUGUCCAGAGCUGGUGCUUGUCCCAUCCCAUUUUGACAAGUAUCAAGCUGUCAGCACCCAAGUUAGAGAGAUCCUGGCAGAAUAUGAUCCAAACUUCUGUCCUAUGAGCCUAGAUGAAGCUUACUUUGACCUGACAGAAUAUCUGGAGAGAAGAAGGACAAUGAGUGCUGACGAGAGGACCUACCCCUACUGGUCAGCAGAAUCCAGUGACCAGGGAGGGGAAGGGCAGAAGAGUAGUUCCGAUGAAGCUGCUCACCAAGAGAAACCAAGUGAUGAUGGUCCUUCAGGAGAUGACCAGACAUGCGUUGGUGAAGAUAAGUCUUUGUUCACCAUGGUCUCUAGAAACCAAGGACAAGUGACCUCAGGGACAGAUGCUACAGAUCUAGAUAAGGAUCGUCCACAAUCCCCCUGUCAUCAGGAGAAUGCAGAGGAUCAAAGUAGGAGCCUAGGAAGCUGCACCCCAGAAGGAGGGAGGCCUGAGUUAUUAACACAGGAGAUGGAUGAUGGAGAGUCUGCAUCUGGGACUAAGAGAAACGAAAGCAGGUGUGAAACAUUUGGAGUGACCUGUGAAGAGGUGGUGAGAGAGAUCAGGUUCAGAAUUGAGCAGAAGACCAGACUGACUGCAAGUGCUGGUAUUGCACCCAACUGCAUGUUGGCCAAGAUCUGUUCUGAUAAAAACAAACCUAAUGGACAAUACAGAAUACCACCAACUAGGGAUGAUGUUAUGGAUUUCAUCAGAGAUCUACCCAUUAGAAAGAUAUCUGGGAUUGGCAAAGUAACGGAGAGGAUGCUGAGUGCUCUUGGGAUACAGACCUGUACUGAUCUCUACCAGCAGAGGGCUCACUGCUAUCUUCUCUUCUCUCAGAUAUCAUCCAGUUAUUUUCUUCGCAUCAGCCUCGGUAUUGGAUCCACGCAUGUUGAGAGGGAUGGUGAAAGAAAGAGCAUGAGUACGGAGAGAACAUUCAAGGAAAUGAGCGUGCCUACUGAGCUCUACAGUAAAUGCAUGGAACUUUGUGAAUCACUGGCUGAAGAUGUCAAAAAAGAGCAAAUUCAGGGCAAGACUGUGACAGUGAAACUAAAGACUGUUGAUUUUAAGGUCAAGAGUAGAGCUUCAUCCUUAAAGACUCCAGUCAGCUCAGCUCAAGAAAUCUUUGCUAUCGCUAGAGAUCUGAUAAGGACAGAGAUCAGAGCUUGUCAUCCUGAACCUCUCAGGUUGAGAUUGAUGGGUGUAAGGCUAUCGUCUCUUGAAGAUGCCAGCAAGUCAUCAAAAAGCAAACAAGGAACCCUUCUUGCCAUGUUUGCUAAGAAGCAGAGCAACAAUCCACAGCAGACCGCUACACCUGCACCAGACUGCAGAGAACCCAACAUGGAUUUACUAGAAGAAAAAGCUUCAAUCAACAAUGUUAGCGGUAGUGUUGAAACUACAGGGGGAGAGAGCGAUGUGCGUAGAAUCAGUGAUGUAGCCCCCAACACCGGGAUGUCAUCAUCAGACAAUGAAGUGUUGGCAUCCAACAUGGGGGUGUUAUCACCUAACGCUGAAGCUGGUGUUGAUGCUACCAUUGUUAAGAAAGACCCUGAGGAGAAUGAAGAUAUUGUUUUAAGAUCAAAGAAAACAAGGGAGAUCAGGGACUCUGCAUGGUCGAUUGGUGCUGGUUUGAAUAUUAACAGUGCGAACAGCACAGUGUCAUCUGAUUCUGAAUCCAAGGCAAUUAAUGCCAGAUCAUUAUCCAACGGUAUCAGCAUGGGUGAAGUAGAACCUAGGCUUUUAUUCUGUGACGAUGAGUAUGUAUCAGGAAGGGAGAAUAAUCUUCCGUCGAUCACCGAUGGGGAAGAACCAACGGAACAAUUGUAUCACCCAGAAUCCCUUUCCAAAUCAGAGAUUUUCAAUGAAGAAAACAACCAAAGAGUGGACAUAAUGCUGCGAAAGAAUUCCCAUCGUAAAUCUGGUGAAAAUGGUGGUACGGAAUGCUCCAGCGUCGUGAAACCUGAAGCACAGAAGAUGUUGACAUGUCCCAUCUGCAGACAAGAGAGGGCGUACUGCACCCUUGAGGGAUUGAAUCAACAUAUAGAUGCUUGCCUCAACAGGUCGGCCAUCAAAGAAAUUCUCCAGAGAGAAAGGUUAAGAAGUUCUGGCAGUAACAAUACUCAACCUACCAAAAGGAGCCCUCCAAAGAAGAUACAGUCAAGAAAAAGGAGUAAUUCCGGGUCAAGUUCCAGUAAGAAAAAGAGAUCCAAGUCAACACCAUGCAGAACAUUGCAUGACUUCUUCCAGAAAAAAGACAAGACUACUUGAUCAAUGGACAACAGAGGAGCGUUUUGUGACUUUUCCCGUCAGUGAUCGGCCAAUGAGAUCAGAAGCUUGAAAUAGUUCAGGGAAAAUCACAAAAUAAUCUUUUCACUCCCAAGGUGUACAUAGGACAGACUUACUUUGUGAUUAUUUUUAUAUCAUGUAGAAAGAUCACGUUUGACAAAAUCAUGCAACUCAUUAUCACAUACAAUUAUUAAGCACAUUUUCGUUUUCAGCAUUUCCAAAGUGCAUUUAUAAUUCAUGUUAAAUUAUUAUGAUAAAUUAAUUUGUCAGUAUUUUGUAAAUACAUGUACAUUUAUAUGUGAAUAUCAGUACUCAGAAAAUAGAUAAAUGUGUGAUAUAAAUGAUGGGUACUAAUCUGAAAUAAGCGAUGAAAUAUUUUAAAUACAUGGAUACCAUUAGAGGACAAUAAUAGUAUAUUUACGCAGGGUUGUUCCGAAAACUGAUCUCCCAGCGGACCCUGCUAUUAUUAUUACUGUUUACAAAGAUACUGUAAAUCUACUGUAUUAGAACCCCCCCCCCAAUUCAUUAUACAAUGGUGAUAUAUAAUCAAAGCCAAACUCAAGCCGUUGCAGGUAUCAGUACUUCACAGAAAAGGUCUUUAAACUCAAGGUCAUGGUUUUGAGAUGUGGAUGGUUUAUCACGUAACAAGGUUCCCCAUCGUAAACACAAUGCUUGAGUGGGUAUUAGAAUAAUUAUGCUCACUUGCUCUCUUUGAAAUGUCAGGUUAUGACUGUUCCAGAGAUACCUUGUUCAUGAAAUUAAUUGAAAUUAUGUUUAGUAUUUGUAUUAUAUUUGUAUGUCCUUUACAAUAUCACAAUUUCAAUCAUGGUUGAUACAUGUCUGUUUUUCACAUCAUUACUGAAAACCACUUUUUAUGUACAUACAAGGGCUUCAACUAUUAUUAUCUCGUGCAUCUCUUUUAGAAUGAGUUGGUGUUCAUAUGCAUUAUGCACCUCCAUCAACAUCUGUCGUAUUAUAUUCUCCAGGAUUAUCAAUCCAGUUAGUUGGUAUGGUAUCUACCCCUUUAAUUUCCCCAUUUGAAAAUGUAAAAACUUUGAUAGUUGUAUUAUGGACUUUGUAUGGGGAAGGGGGAUAGGAAGGGGUUGUAUACAGGAUUAUUUUUUGUUUAAAAAAUUGAAACUUUCAAAACUUUAAUUUUGAGCAUUAUAUAUAGUAGCAAUAUUGGAUGCAUUGCACAUUAUUAUCUAUGUUUAUAUUUGUUAUAUAUCUCUUACACUUCUACAGGACAGGAACACUAAGUGAGGAUUAGUUCUCCAAGUUGAUUGGAGAACAUGACCUGUACUCUGUAGUACAUUUUAUGUUUACUUACAAGGCAUAUUUGUCUUGAUAUAUAAAGUAUUUAAAAUCAUAUAGGAAAUUGAUGCUUGUACAUGAAAUGCUGCAAUAAAUUUGAUAAUUAAAUUGAAAAUGAUAUGAUAAAUGAAUGAAGAAGCCUUAAUCAUUGGAAAUGUAAAUGCCAUUGUUGUAGGCGAUGAAGAUGUUAGUAAUGGUGGUGGUGAUAUUACGGAUGCUGGUGAUAAUAAGAAAUAUGACAAUGAUGAAGAUGAUGGAUGAUUGUGGUGGUGGUGGUGAUGAUUAUGACUAUGAUGAUGGUGAUGAUAGCAGGGAUGGCGACAAUGGAUGAUGAUGCUGGUUAGUGACGAUAAAUAAUCAUGACAUUGACAGAUAUUGGUGACAAAUAGUGAAAAAAAUAAGACAAUUUUGUUGAAAAUCGAAAUCUGAUAUGGAAAAGGAAAGAAAAAGCACUUAAUUUUCAGUUGUGUGGGUGCUAUACAAGGUGAUGAUUAUGAUGGUGAUAAUGUUAGUUUGUCUACAUAAUCGUUAGGAGAGACAUUAUGAAAAUAUUCAUGAUUCUUCCAAGCAUGAUCAAUGUUAUCAGUUGACGUUUUCAUCCGGGAGCAUUUCAUCAACAUUUUCUUUUGUCUGAGAAGUUGUCAGAUCGACUAUCCUUGAUUUUGAUUGGCUGAGAUGCAUAGUUGAUUUGGCGACUGUCGGAUUAAAUGUCUGACAGGUCCUUUCAUGAAACACUCCCCUGAAUGACGAGAGCUGGAGAGCAUUUUAUGAAAGGACUUGUCGGAUGUUUUUUAAGACAAGUCCCGUUCUAUCCGAAAGUUACCAUAGUAACAUUGCUU
Molecule: messenger RNA, 4964 nt
Organism: Lytechinus variegatus (green sea urchin)
Lineage: Eukaryota; Metazoa; Echinodermata; Echinoidea; Temnopleuroida; Toxopneustidae
Gene: polk
Product: DNA polymerase kappa-like
Exons: 11
Coding region: 16-2793 (925 amino acids)
Biological process (GO): error-prone translesion synthesis
Cellular component (GO): nucleus
Molecular function (GO): DNA-directed DNA polymerase activity; damaged DNA binding
Source: RefSeq, a predicted model, not a curated record